AGUCAGUCAGCUACUAGCAACGUAUAAAUGGGCCUUAACGUUUUUGAUGGUAAAUCAAAACAAUAAACAUUCGAUCCAAAUGCUCGCCGAUUGUUUGGACCGACUGCAUUGAAUCGAACAUUCACUUCACCGUGUAGCAGCACAUUCGUCACAACAUUUGUCAAUUCAUCGAGUCAAAUGUUUGAGUCCAACAUUCGAGUGAAACGUUGGACGAAUCGUGUAGCGCCCGCAUUACCUUCACAUCGAGUCAAUUGUCUCCAAAAUAAGCACAUAUCUACAUGUCUGGCAUCCAUGCGUAUGUGUAUUAUGAUAGGGAAAAGAAUGCGAGUGUCAAAACGUUGAAACGGGAAAGCGAAGAGGAAAAAUCGCCAUUUUAAAAGGCUGCAGUCGGUCUAGAACGUUAAGUGAACUAUUUUUGCAUAGAUAUUUGCGUGGAUCGAGUUUGUAAAAUACGCCGGUGCCAGAUGAUUGACCUCAUACGAUAGUCUUGGAAAUUUGGUGUGAAAUGCAAGCAACAUCGAAUGAACUAUCAUCCAUAAUAUAAUGAAACAAUCAUUCAGAAUCGGUUUGAUCUGUGGUAAUCUUUUGUCGACAACAAAGCUGUGCAUAAUAAAAUAAAACGAAACUGAAGUAGUGGGAUGCGGCGAAUUGUAAUUAAAUGAAUCAUGUUCAUGAAAUAUACAUUGUCAGUGUUACUGAAAAUGUUACGGACAACUGGUAAAAGUAUUCUCUGAAAGCAUAUAAGGUUUUUGUUGAUCGUUUAAAGCGUAAGCUACGGUCUAAAAGCUAUAAACAAGAGUUCUGUUAGGUGCAGUACUCCCAUUGAAGUGAAAGCAGUUUUUGUUUUGCAAACCAGUGAAUGCAGCAGUAGGCGAAUCGCUCCAGGGGUCUUGUAUAACGUGGAUUUUUGUUACGAUAGCAGUUUUUAGUGGCACAUAGUUUAAGUGAUUUGUGUAACACAAAACAAACCAAAUUUAUUGAAGGAGUGUUCUACUUUACUCUCGAAAGUGGAUACCAAAAGUAACCUGGGUUUAACCCAGGAUUUCGAGAGGAUGGUGGGGCUGUCGGGAGGUGCGCAUCUAUACGCAGCAGGUCUUCCGCCUGCCCAGGAAAUCGUUCGUGAUAUGUCCUCUAUGCCCAGCACUGCACCAACCAGUGCCGACGCCUGUCUAAGCAUAGUUCACUCGCUGAUGUGCCAUCGGCAGGGAGGAGAAAGCGAAGGAUUUGCCAAACGAGCUAUCGAAUCGCUGGUUAAGAAGUUGAAAGAGAAACGCGAUGAGCUGGACUCCCUCAUCACAGCCAUCACCACAAACGGAGCACAUCCCAGCAAAUGUGUCACAAUUCAGCGAACACUCGACGGUCGUUUACAGGUUGCUGGACGCAAAGGUUUCCCACACGUAAUAUAUGCCCGUAUAUGGCGAUGGCCUGAUUUACACAAAAACGAAUUAAAGCAUGUCAAAUACUGCCAGUUUGCAUUCGAUCUGAAAUGCGACUCUGUCUGUGUGAACCCAUACCAUUAUGAGCGCGUUGUAUCUCCAGGAAUUGAUCUUUCAGGCUUAACUCUGCAAACAGGGCCAAGUCGUCUAAUCAAGGACGAGUACACUCCUGGUUCGGUUGUCUCAGGAUCAAUGGACAUCGACGGAAGUGAGAUAGGAACGAUCCAACAUCACCCUUCUCUGGUACCUGGAUCCGCGUAUGGUGGAAUGGGAAUGCAUCAGCAAGUGCCAGACCCCUCACAAAUGGGUAGCAUGUUUCCCCCGCCUACGGGAAGUGGCCCUCGUCCAAUACCAAAAAUGGAACCCUCCGAACAAAGCCGUAACAGCAACGGUAGUUGGAUGAGCAGUCAGGGUUCAUCGACGUCAUCUGCUGCCAGCUCUGUUCCUCAUAGCAGGCUUUCGUCAUCAUUGCCGCAUUGUACUCAGGUUGGUUUGCCGAGUAGCGCAGGACUUCGUCCACCUCAACCAUCCCAAGCGCAAGGACCGACAACACAACCUAACCCGCAAAUGGCAAAUGGUGGCAACGGCCUGAUUGGUUCGCUUCCGACCGAUCCCCACUUAGGGCAAAAUCUUGGUGUUCAAGGUUCACAACAGAAUGCGUACGUAGUUCAAGCGUCCAAUAGUCAGCAACAACCUCAGCAGCAACCGCAACAACAAUCACAACCACAGCAAUCACAACAGCAACAGCAGCAGCAGUCUUCCGGCCAAGGACAAUACAAUCAACAUCAAACAGGAGCGGCUACUUGGGCUGGUUCCAAUACACUCACAUACACACAAUCAAUUCAACCUCCGGCACCGGAUGCUCGAUCUCACUCUGGUCAUCCCCAGUACUGGCAACAGGGCAGCGGAACAGGUGGUAUAAGUGGAACAAACUCGGGACAAAUGCAGGAAUUGCCAGGGCAACAUCGUCUACUCUCGAGACAGCCGGCUCCAGAAUACUGGUGCUCGGUAGCGUACUUUGAGCUAGAUACUCAGGUCGGUGAAAUGUUCAAAGUACCCUCAAAUCGUCCGAACGUCACCGUGGAUGGAUAUGUCGACCCGUCCGGUGGUAAUCGUUUUUGCUUGGGAGCUCUCAGUAAUGUUCAUCGGACGGAGCAGAGCGAAAAGGCGAGAUUACACAUAGGCAAAGGAGUGCAGCUGGAUCUGCGCGGCGAAGGGGAUGUUUGGCUGAGAUGUCUUAGCGAUCAUUCAGUAUUUGUUCAGAGUUAUUAUUUAGAUCGCGAAGCAGGGCGUACACCUGGCGAUGCCGUUCACAAAAUCUAUCCUGCUGCCUGCAUAAAGGUAUUCGAUCUCCGACAGUGUCACUUGCAAAUGCAAUCACUGGCGACGAGCGCACAGAAAGCAGCACAAAUGCAAGCUGCAGCGGUUGCCGGUGUAUCAGGACUAGCCGUUGGUGCACCAAGAAACCUUUCAGCUGCUGCCGGAAUCGGUGUCGAUGACCUACGAAGACUUUGCAUCCUGCGGUUAUCAUUCGUUAAGGGCUGGGGUCCUGAUUAUCCCAGACAAUCGAUCAAGGAAACACCGUGCUGGGUGGAAGUGCAUCUUCAUCGUGCGCUGCAGCUGUUGGACGAAGUGCUACAUCAAAUGCCCAUAGAUGGUCCCCGAGGCAUAGAGUGAAUUCACGCAUGAACUCCAUCAAUUGGAAUAUGAAUGUUUAUUCCAGAACUUAAUUAAGUGGAUAACAUUUCUUGAUGCUCGUAGAAUUAGAGUAUACGGGAAGAGGAGUGUAUGUGUAUACCCGACAGUUACAAUUAUGUCAUGCUAUUUGUAGAAGACGAAAGUGCAGGUUGACCAGUUGUAUAUUUUGGAGGGGCAGAUCAUUGCUAUGAUUUUUUUACGCAUGACCAAUAAAUUUGUAUCAAUGUUUCUUGAGAUUCUCAAAUCGUUACAUUACAAAACCGAAUCUGUUUUAGAUUGGUCGCAGUUUUAUCGGAAAGCGAAAAGAAGUGUGAUUUGUUAGUCAUUGAAAUUUAUAUUUACAAAACUCGUAUACUUAGCGCACCGAAAAUAUAAUUCAUCAGCCGAAUUAAUUAUGUUGUUUCAGAAAAUUUACCCUCGAAAUUGCUUGUGUUUAGGAACACUUUGGAGAAAUCUUGUGAACAACGCAAAGACAUGGAACAGUUGAAAUAGAAAGGAGAAAACAACCGACAAAUUACUCUACCUCUAAAAUGAAAAUUGUAACAACAAUAACACUAAUAUGACGAUAGCAUACAACAAAAAAUAUUUAAGUAAUUUCAAGUGAAUUGCAAAAGCUGAAAAAAUUAUAUGUGCUAUAUAUAACUUGUAGAUAUCAUUGCAGACGUAUAAAAUUGCUACGAGAAGUAGAAAAGUUAUUCAACGUGAUUAUUGAUAAAAAACGGUACCUUCGGCGAAAUGCGCGCUCCACUACCAAGAACACUAAAUCUGCUUAUAAUCACCUGAAUCGAACAAAGCUAACCAAAUAAAGUCCUUUGUGGACAACAGAAUUAAUAAUGACACACACAGUCUUGAAAGGAACAAUGACGUAAAACAAAAAUACCACAAGUGCAAUCAACAAACGUAACAAACCGAUGUUGAUAAACUGGGAAUCUUCUUUGUGAGCACAUCGGAGAACGAGAAAUUGUAUGCUGUUAAAUAUAAUUUG
This is a messenger RNA of Toxorhynchites rutilus septentrionalis, 4119 nucleotides long. It is a transcript of the gene Med, whose product is annotated as mothers against decapentaplegic homolog 4. Lineage: Eukaryota; Metazoa; Arthropoda; Insecta; Diptera; Culicidae. Gene Ontology annotation, cellular component: heteromeric SMAD protein complex. Gene Ontology annotation, molecular function: DNA-binding transcription factor activity, RNA polymerase II-specific; RNA polymerase II cis-regulatory region sequence-specific DNA binding; I-SMAD binding. Bases 1053 to 3113 code for a protein of 686 amino acids. The transcript has 9 exons. The record is from RefSeq and is a predicted model, not a curated record. Gene Ontology annotation, biological process: anatomical structure morphogenesis; SMAD protein signal transduction; cell differentiation.